Messenger RNA from Saccostrea cuccullata (small rock oyster), 928 nucleotides. Its product is annotated as E3 ubiquitin-protein ligase TRIM9-like. The transcript has 2 exons. The coding region runs from base 56 to 928 and encodes 290 amino acids. The record is from RefSeq and is a predicted model, not a curated record. Gene Ontology annotation, molecular function: zinc ion binding. NCBI's taxonomy places the organism in Eukaryota, Metazoa, Mollusca, Bivalvia, Ostreida, Ostreidae.
GAAAGAACGUUAGCAACAGGGUGGACACCAUUUUGUAAACAGAUCAAAUGUCAAAAUGGCAACAGCUAGGUCAUUUGGUCAACAUUUCCUUGAAUGCGAAAACUGUGAGGAAAAUCCCGCGCAAUUCCUUUGUAAAACAUGCCCUGGUCAUCUUUGCGAGAAAUGCAAAACAGAACAUGAAGCGAGAAAAAUUACAAAAACCCACGACAUUAUGCACAUGCAUAUAAAUAGGGAGGAUAGAAUGGGUCUUAUUUACUGUGCAAAACAUACUGUAAACAAGUUAGAGUGGUACUGCUCUCCCUGCAAGGAGCCGGUGUGUUCAAAAUGUCUUAUAGAAUCCCAUAAUGGACAUAAAUUGGAAGAGCUUGAGAAAAUGUACAAAGAGAUCAGAAUGAAAUUCAAAAAAGAGAAAAAAGAAAUAGAAAAUACACUUUUACCAAAGUUUAGAGGAUUGUUAAACAAUGAAAAAACCAAGAAAUUGGAAAUAUCAAAGAGAACAGAGGAAGUGCAAAAACAAAUAAAAGAUCACACAAAAUCAAUUAUUCAGAAGGUCAUAGUAAUGGAAAAUGAAACAUUACAGUGUCUUUUACUAGAGAAAGAGAGGGUCAUUGGAGCAGUCGAGAAAACAGAACUAGAAAUUGAACAUAGAAUUAGUACAUUAGAGACAAUUAAUGAAGGCAUCACAGCCAAUUUAGAUGCAGACCCUGGAAUUUCAUUUUUUAGGAAUACAGACUCAUUCCUAUCAAAAGGUAUGCAAGUAUUACCUUCCAGUGUUAAUUACAAGCUAAACAACUUUCAACCUGUUGAUACAAGUGAACUAACAACUGAGGGUCUAUUUGGGAAAUCACCAAUUUUUUCAAGAGAAUUGAGUUAUGUUAAUAUGCAAUGGGAAGGAUGUGAUAAAAAGAAAAAGAAAAAGAAGAAUUAA